GAUAUAUAAUAUAAGCUCUCGUUACAAUCACCCUUCAUCUCUCUCGAAAGCUUCAUUCCCAUCAAAAGGUAAGUGAGAUUACUCUUUGACAGAUGGAGAUCACAAACGUAACCGAGUAUGAAGCCAUCGCAAAGGAGAAGCUGCCUAAGAUGGUAUACGACUACUAUGCCUCUGGUGCAGAAGACCAGUGGACUCUUAAAGAGAACAGGAACGCUUUCGCAAGGAUCCUCUUUCGUCCUAGGAUUCUGAUUGAUGUGAGCAAGAUUGAUAUGACAACAACCGUCUUGGGAUUCAAGAUCUCCAUGCCAAUCAUGGUUGCUCCUACUGCCAUGCAAAAGAUGGCUCACCCGGAAGGGGAAUAUGCUACGGCUAGAGCUGCAUCUGCUGCUGGAACCAUCAUGACCCUCUCUUCAUGGGCUACUUCCAGCGUUGAAGAAGUUGCUUCCACAGGUCCAGGGAUCAGAUUCUUCCAGCUCUAUGUAUACAAGAACAGGAAAGUGGUUGAACAGCUUGUGAGAAGAGCCGAGAAAGCUGGAUUCAAAGCCAUUGCUCUCACUGUAGACACCCCAAGGCUAGGUCGCAGAGAGUCUGAUAUCAAGAACAGGUUCACUUUGCCUCCAAACUUGACAUUGAAGAACUUUGAAGGUCUUGACCUUGGAAAGAUGGAUGAGGCAAAUGACUCUGGCUUGGCUUCAUAUGUUGCUGGUCAAAUUGACCGUACCUUGAGCUGGAAGGAUGUGCAGUGGCUCCAGACAAUCACCAGCAUGCCAAUUCUUGUCAAGGGUGUUCUUACAGGAGAGGAUGCAAGGAUAGCGAUUCAAGCUGGAGCAGCAGGGAUCAUUGUGUCAAACCAUGGAGCUCGCCAGCUUGACUAUGUCCCAGCCACUAUCUCAGCACUUGAAGAGGUUGUUAAAGCGACACAAGGACGAGUUCCUGUCUUCUUAGAUGGUGGUGUUCGACGUGGCACUGAUGUCUUCAAGGCACUUGCACUUGGAGCCUCAGGGAUAUUUAUUGGAAGACCAGUGGUAUUCUCACUUGCUGCUGAAGGAGAAACUGGAGUUAGAAAAGUGCUUCAAAUGCUACGUGAUGAGUUCGAGCUAACCAUGGCGUUAAGUGGGUGCAGGUCUCUCAGCGAGAUCACACGUAACCACAUUAUCACAGAGUGGGAAACUCCACGCCAUUUGCCUAGGUUAUAGAGGCCAAAACAAAGAAACAGAGAAGAGCAACAACACAGAGGUAAACCUAAUGAGAUUCUGAUUGGUGGUGACUUGGCAUCUACGCUACUAUUUAUCUCUCAAGGAUUUGUUUUUUUUUUUUGCUGUAAUUGAAACACACAAAAACAAUGACCGGAGACUCUAUGUAAUGCUAUUUGGCUACUUCUAUACCCUCAGUCCAUUCUUCUUCCUUGUAGCAAUGCUACUUGGAGAUUCUAUGUAAUGCUAUUUGAAUUUUUAGAACAUUCUAAGGGUAUUAUUUCAAUGAAAUUCUCAAAAGUAUAUAUAA
Messenger RNA from Raphanus sativus (radish), 1503 nucleotides. Its product is annotated as glycolate oxidase 2. Gene Ontology annotation, cellular component: peroxisome. Gene Ontology annotation, molecular function: FMN binding; oxidoreductase activity. The coding region runs from base 93 to 1196 and encodes 367 amino acids. Lineage: Eukaryota; Viridiplantae; Streptophyta; Magnoliopsida; Brassicales; Brassicaceae. The record is from RefSeq and is a predicted model, not a curated record. The transcript has 11 exons.